This is a messenger RNA of Antechinus flavipes (yellow-footed antechinus), 600 nucleotides long. RefSeq names its product amelogenin X-linked (gene AMELX). The transcript has 5 exons. The coding region runs from base 1 to 600 and encodes 199 amino acids. Gene Ontology annotation, biological process: multicellular organism development. NCBI's taxonomy places the organism in Eukaryota, Metazoa, Chordata, Mammalia, Dasyuromorphia, Dasyuridae. The record is from RefSeq and is a predicted model, not a curated record.
AUGAGGACUUGGAUUCUUCUUGCCUGUCUCCUGGGUGCAGCAAUUGCUAUUCCGCUGCCACCUCAUCCUGGACAUCCUGGUUAUAUUAACUUCAGCUAUGAGGUGCUUACUCCUUUGAAAUGGUAUCAAAGCAUGAUGAGACAGCAGUAUCCCUCCUAUGGUUAUGAACCCAUGGGUGGAUGGCUGCACCACCAAAUCAUCCCAGUGCUGGCUCAGCAGCACACCCCAAGUCAUUCCUUACCGUCUCAACACCAAAUCCCCAUCAUGGCCGCCCAACAGCCAGUGCCACCCCAGCAACCAGUGAUGCCAGUGCCAGGACAGCACCCCAUGGCACCAACACAACACCAUCAACCUAACCUCCCGCAGCCAGCCCAACAGCCAUACCAGCCCCAGCCAGCCCAGCAACCACAGCCUCACCAGCCCAUCCAGCCCAUGCAGCCCAUGCAGCCCAUGCAGCCCCAGACCCCAAUCCAUGCAGUGCUACCUUUGCCACCACAGCCACCUCUGUUCCCCAUGCAGCCACUGCCACCCAUGUUGCCAGAUCUGCCCAUGGAAGCUUGGCCAGCCACUGACAAGACCAAGAGGGAGGAAGUGGACUAA